Messenger RNA from Paramecium primaurelia, 906 nucleotides. The record is from the annotation of a GenBank genome assembly. Lineage: Eukaryota; Ciliophora; Oligohymenophorea; Peniculida; Parameciidae.
AUGAGUGAUCACUCUUAAUUAUUUUAUAAUAAAGAUGACAAUACAGAUGACUUAUUGUUAUCAUAAUUUUCAUAUGAAUCAUAAUUCAGAAGCUAGGAAUCAUUACCUUAAAGAAAGAAAAGAUAAAAUUAAUAAGCAAAAUAAAAUUAGGUGAUUCAAGAAGAAAAUUCGAAUUCAUAUAUAAUUGAAGAUUAAUAACAAUCCUAUUUAAAAUCUUAAUAGGAAUCUAAGGAGGUUCAGCUAUUAAAAUUGGCUUCUCAUUUGAGAUAACUCUUAUAAAAAUAACAAUAAGAAUUUUAUGAAAAGGAACUUGGUUUUCAAUAAAAAUUAUUAACUGUAUAAUAACAACAUGAUAGCAUGAUUUCAUUAAUGAAAACUAAAUAUCAAAUUAUUAUAGAAGAACUUUAAUAAAAACUAUCAAUGUAACAAACAGAAAAUACAAAUUUGAAAUAAUAAAUAUUCUAACUAUAAGAGUAAUAACAGAAUUAAGUAACUUAAAGAAUGAAUAAGUAAAGUGGAACUGAAACAAAUAAAGAUACUAAUUGUUUUUUUACACAAAGAUAAACUCAUUAGAAUUCAAAAUAAAAUGAUUACUAUUAACCAGAACAUGAUGAAGAUAAAUUACUUUUAUUAUAUAAAUAAGAAAUAGAUAAAGUAAAAUAAUAGACAGCAGAAUUUGAAAGAAAGUUUUAGAAUGAAAAAUAAUCUAUAAAACAAGAAAUUAGUGCAUUAAGAAAUUAAAAACUUAUGCUUUAGACAUUAAUUACAAAUAAAUAAGUAACAAAUCAAAGUACAGAUAAACCUUAUUCUCAAGGUAUGAAUUCUGAACAUAAAACUAAUAAAUCUAAAAGAGAUAGUUAAUCUAGAGCUUACAGUCAUAUUUCUAAAAAGUCUUUUGAUUUUUGA